Messenger RNA from Penicillium brevicompactum, 1194 nucleotides. RefSeq names its product TauD/TfdA family dioxygenase. The record is from RefSeq and is a predicted model, not a curated record. Lineage: Eukaryota; Fungi; Ascomycota; Eurotiomycetes; Eurotiales; Aspergillaceae. The coding region runs from base 1 to 1194 and encodes 397 amino acids. Gene Ontology annotation, molecular function: oxidoreductase activity. The transcript has 3 exons.
AUGGCUCCCGCAGCUACUUCCACCCUCCCAACAGCCCCCCACAACCUCACAGCUCCCAUUGACAUCAACCUCUUCCCGGAUGGCUUGAAGACAACCGGCCAGCACAACCCUCUCUACGACCACAUUGUCCCCUUCGAAAAGUUCCCCAAGAAGAUCACCGGCCCCACAGUCUGGGAUCCAGAGGAGUACCGCUCCAACCCAGAGAAAUGGACACACGUCUUUACCGACGAGCAAAUCGCCGAGCUCAGCACGGCCGCUGAUGCCUUCCUCGAAUCCAAGACUCCCCUAACCGGCAUCUCAAAGAAAAACUUCAUCCUCCCCAACCUCGCCAGCUACCUCCACACGCUGCGCGCCGAUCUAAUCGACGGCAAAGGCUUCAUCCUCUUCAAAGGCUUCCCCGUCGAAAAAUGGGGCAACCACAAAUCCGCCGUCGCCUACAUGGGUCUCGGCACUUACCUAGGCUACUUCGUAAGCCAGAACUCUCGCGGCCACGUCCUCGGCCACGUUAAAGAUCUCGGCGAAGACUCCACACAAAUCGACAAAGUCCGCAUCUACCGCACAAACGCCCGACAGUUCUUCCACGCCGACGACUCCGAUAUCGUCGGUCUCCUUUGCAUCACUAAAGCACUCGAGGGCGGCGAGUCCGAUCUCGUCUCUUCUCAUAAUGUCUUCAACACACUUGCCGUUGAACGUCCUGAUAUCCUACGCACACUCACUGAACCGAUCUGGUACUUUGAUCGCAAGGGUGAGACGAGUAAGGGUCAAGAUGAAUUCAUUCGUACGGCUGUUGUUUACCUUGAGCGUGGCGAGAAUGGUCGUGUUUACACCAAGUGGGAUCCGUACUACGUCCGUUCCCUCGGCCGCUUCAGCGACGCAGGAAUUAUUCCCCCUCUAUCCCCCGCACAGACCGAGGCUCUGCAGGUUCUGGAAGAGACAUGCCAGCGUCUAUCGCUGCACAUGAUUCUUGAUAUUGGUGAUAUCCAAUUCCUUUCCAAUGCGCAUAUCCUACAUGCUCGUACAGCGUACAAGGAUCAUGCGCCUCCUUUGCCUCGUCGUCAUCUUAUGCGACUGUGGCUUGCGACGCCUGAGCAUGAGGGUGGUUGGAAGUUGCCUUUCUGGGAUAGUAAUGAGAAGAAGAGGGGUGGUAUUCAGGUUGAUGAUCAGGUUCCUGUUGCUCUUUUGGAUGCAGAGUAA